GAAAGCCGAAGCACUUGGAACGUUACCCAUUAUUAUUCUUGUCCAAAUUGCACUCUCCCUCUCUCUCUGCACCCUCCCCAAUCAAAUCAAACAAACGAGAGAAGGGAGAAGAAUAACCAAUGGCUUCUCCGGCGACACUUCCGAUUUCAAGUCCUCAAUCCACGGGGGCUUCUGGUGCCCAAUCUCAGCCCCCUAUUGCCACUCCCGCAUUUCGCUCCUUCAUCUCUCGCCUCUCAUCUUCGAUCCGUCAGGGUUUCGCUCAACGCCGCCCUUGGUAUGAACUUCUCGAUCGCACAUCCUUUGCUCGCCCUGACUCCGUCGCUGAGGCCGCCUCACGCGUCCGCAAAAACUUCUCCUACUUCCGCGUCAAUUAUAUUUCUCUACUCGCUGGCGUACUCGCUCUUUCCCUUCUCUCUCAUCCUUUCUCUCUCCUCGUCCUCCUCGCUCUCCUCGGUGGCUGGUUUUUCCUCUACCUUUUCAGGCCCUCAGAUCAGCCUGUUGUUAUCCUUGGCCGCACUUUCUCUGACCGCGAAACGCUGGGGAUCUUAGUAGUCUCCACUAUUGUUGUGGUGUUCCUCACCAGUGUUGGAUCGCUGCUCAUAUCUGCACUCCUUGUUGGACUGGCUAUUGUUUGUGCUCAUGGAGCUUUUAGGGUUCCGGAGGAUUUGUUUCUUGAUGAUCAAGAGCCGGGCAACGUUGGAUUCCUUUCGUUUCUCGGUGGUGCUGCCUCCUCUGCCGCGGCUGCCGCUGCUCCGGCUGUUGCUGCUCGUGUCUAGUCGGAUCACGUUUGGUGACACGAAUAUGAGGUUGGUUUGUGGAGCUUCUAAAUUUGAUGUGAAUCAAUUAUUCAAUUUAAUUGAACUGUAAUAUUUCUUUGGUAGAAAAACUAGCGGUGCGUCGGAUUUUGCAGGGAAUACUUUAGAAAUUUUGUAUCUAGUUUAUAGAUCUAGAUUGGAUCUGUAAUUUCCAAUUUUUAGAUCUGUAUUCAAUUCCUUUACUUGUUUGUUACUACUACAUUUUUAUUCAUGUUUAUCUGUAAGUUGGCGGAUUGAAGGUUAAAAUUUAUGUAAUAGAUUUUCCUAUUUGUUGA
Molecule: messenger RNA, 1090 nt
Organism: Nicotiana attenuata
Lineage: Eukaryota; Viridiplantae; Streptophyta; Magnoliopsida; Solanales; Solanaceae
Product: PRA1 family protein B1-like
Exons: 1
Coding region: 120-776 (218 amino acids)
Biological process (GO): vesicle-mediated transport
Cellular component (GO): endoplasmic reticulum; Golgi apparatus
Source: RefSeq, a predicted model, not a curated record